Trypanosoma cruzi is the source of this 1473-nucleotide messenger RNA. RefSeq lists its product as uncharacterized. Gene Ontology annotation, cellular component: nucleus. Gene Ontology annotation, molecular function: mRNA binding. The transcript has a single exon. Bases 1 to 1473 code for a protein of 490 amino acids. Gene Ontology annotation, biological process: regulation of RNA splicing. Lineage: Eukaryota; Euglenozoa; Kinetoplastea; Trypanosomatida; Trypanosomatidae. The record is from RefSeq and is a predicted model, not a curated record.
AUGAUGUCCGUGGUCUUGCGAAACAUACCUCCUCAAUGCCAGGAAGAUGAUCUUCGUCGCGCAUUGCUCAUCUAUGGCACCGCAGUAAGCACAGCCAUUGCUCCUCAUAUGCGUCAGGCAACUGUAACCAUGCGGAACUCGCAAGAGGUCCGUUCUCUCCUUCAUCAAGGAUGCAUCAAUCUUUUUGGGCAAACUGUGACGGUGGAACCAGCGCCCUAUGGCAGCAAUGGUGGCGCACCAGCGAUGCUGCCUCCUCACCUUGGCACAACGCGGAUUAACGUUAUUGUGGAAAAGUGCACAUAUCCUGUGACGAAGGAAAUAUUGACACAGGUGUUUGGUAUGGUGGCACCACCUCUCAAUGUUGUCUGUGGUCCUUCAGGACCCACAACAACAGGCUGGGUGGAUUACGCCGAUGCUACUACAGCCCGUCGAGUGAUACAGCAACUGAAUAAAAAUUCCAUCUAUCCUGAAUGCUGUUUUAUGUCUUUAACGCUUGACCGCUCGGGCGUUGGUGCCCCUGCGAUGGGAGGAUAUGCCAAUUCACCAAUGCCAUAUCCACAACAACAAGCCGCACAGCAACCGCCACUUCAGCAGCAGCAGCCGAUGCCAUUUGGUCAUGCAAACUACGGGGCUAUGCCUGGUUCUGUAAUUCCGAGGGGUGGUAUGGGCGGACGUGGACGUGGGCGUGGUGGUUUAAUGGGACGAUACGGUCCCACAUAUGCUGCCAAUGGACCCAUGGCACAUCCUCCAUAUGCCGCUUCCUCCACCCCGUAUGCCCAGCCUCCCAAUGAUGCUGUAGUCAUUGUAAGCAACAUGCCAGAGACGGUACCCCUUCAUGAUUUGUGGGUUCUUCUUGAAGUAUACGGUAAUGUGAACUCACUCAAAAGACAGUUCAGCUCAAAGAGUAAUGUCGUUGCACAUUUUCAGAAUGUCUACGACGCUCGUCUUGCUGUUCAGUAUCUUCAAGGAUGUCCAUUUCAUGGUGCCACGCUCUUACUCAAGCAUUUUGCUGGGUACGUGGAGCGCGGUGGCAGGACCGAGUGGAACAGUGGCCCAGCAACAGAUCCUGCCACACAUGCCGUGCUUUUUUCAAGUGGAUAUCAUCACCGAACGAAACCUACAGCAGCUUUUAACCCUACAGGACGCGUUCGCCCAGGAAAAAAUCUUUUUAUUUCCAAUCUCACUGAAGCCAUCACGGAUGAGGAUAUCAAAGAAGAGUUCACCAAGGCUGGGUUUGAACUGGAUGGGUAUUACCGCAAGAAUCCCUCCGUUGCUAUUGUUAGCUUGAGGGAUAUAGAGACGGCGGUACAGGCCCUUAUUGUGGUACAUUCCCAGCAACUGAAGGAGCGCUUCCUACGUGUGACAUUUUCUCACUUCCCACCGGGUCCACGCAGCAACGGUGAAGAAGAAAACGAAACCCCUGCAGCUGAGGCGAAAGAAACUUUGGCGGAGAAACCAACUGAAGAGGAGUGA